Macrobrachium nipponense is the source of this 979-nucleotide messenger RNA. RefSeq names its product serine/arginine-rich splicing factor 4-like. The transcript is spliced from 9 exons. The record is from RefSeq and is a predicted model, not a curated record. Lineage: Eukaryota; Metazoa; Arthropoda; Malacostraca; Decapoda; Palaemonidae. Gene Ontology annotation, molecular function: mRNA binding. Bases 174 to 953 code for a protein of 259 amino acids. Gene Ontology annotation, cellular component: nucleus; cytoplasm.
AAGCAACUGAACGUUAAAUUUGACGCACUUUUCCCUAUACAUAUCGGUACUAUCUGUUUGGGGACAAGAAAUUCUUGAAUGUUGGUAUUUCGUCAUCAUUAGCAGAAGACAGAAAGAUCUUGUGUGUAAAUAUAGUUUCUUGAACACUAAGGUUCAUAUUAUACUAGGAAAAAAUGGUUGGUACCAGAGUUUAUGUUGGCGGUCUAAGCUACAGAGUUGGGGAAAGAGAUCUUGACAGGUUCUUCAGAUCAUAUGGAAAACUUAGAGAUAUCGUCAUAAAAAAUGGUUUUGGUUUUGUGGAAUUUGAUGAUGACAGGGAUGCUGAUGAUGCUGUGUAUGAAAUGAAUGGCAAAGAAUUGUUAGGAGGAAGAGUAACAGUGGAAAAAGCAAGAGCAGCCCCCCGUUUACGAUGGCCCAGAGCUCCUCCUCCUCGAGGAUUUCAUUCCAGUCGAUUUGGUAUGGCAGCUCGUACAGAUUAUCGCCUGACUGUUGAAAACCUGUCCAGUAAAGUUUCUUGGCAGGAUCUCAAGGAUUUCAUGCGUCAGGCUGGGGAAGUGACAUAUGCUGAUGCUCACAAAUACAGAAGGAAUGAAGGGGUGGUUGAGUUUGCUACUUAUGCUGAUAUGAAAAAUGCUAUGCAUCGUCUAGAUGGGAAGGACUUGCAUGGGAGACGGAUUCGUUUGGUUGAUGAGUCGAAGUCUCGCUCGUCAAGACGUUCAAGAAGAUCAAGAUCAAGAUCAUCGUCUCGAUCAAGAUCUCGCUCUAGGUCACGCUCCCGUUCCAGCAGGUCCCGAUCCCACACCAGAUCCCGAAGCCGUUCACGUUCAAGGAGUGGUGGUCACAGUAAAAAGCGUCGCUCAAAGUCAAAUUCUAAAUCAGCAUCUCGCUCUAGGUCUCGUUCUGGCUCUGACAGAUCCAAGUCCAGGUCAAGGUCCAGAUCCCGAUCCAGGUAAUACAUUAUUGGUAGCAACUUGUUUUA